AUGUCCUUGAACGAGUCUCAUCCGGGUAGAGGACUAGGUUCCGCACUCCGAAAUCUAUUCCGCUCCUCCUCGCCAGCUCCUUGGCCUCCCCGCCGUCGAGUCUCGGUGUUGCUGCGACGCAGUCGGACGGUGUUUUCCAGCAGAACCAAAAACCCCAGCCCCAAACACCAACCUGUCCGCCCCCCAAGCGCCGCCUCCGAUCCCGAUCCCGAUCCUACGGCGACUGCGAUGUUAGGACUCUCCGAGGCCUCCCAAGGUUCCAAGGACGACAACUUUGAUAUCUUUGUAUGGUACCCCCAUUACCAGGAUUGCCAACGCUACUUCCUCGACCAUGCGCAACACAGUAGCCCCGUCCAGGCGCUGUCAGCCUACUUGAACAUCCGACUUCCGUUCCAACGACAAUCACAUCCGGUCCCCGACGCCUCUACGACGAGUAGCAGUGGUGAUGCGACGCCUUCGGGGGCUUCUUCGCCGUCGGAUACACCCCCGCCGGUUUCCCUAGUCCCGUACAUUCGCCGCCUCGUCGCAACAGGGAUGGACUACCCAGGCGUGCUCCAUGGUUUCUUCGGCGAUGACUGGCAGUCCGGGGUAGGCCCGCUGCACGAAAAGGAGCGUUGUAACUAUUUAUUCGCCGCUAAAAGUGGAGGAUGGGCUUCUGUGAAAAAGGACUACGAUAUCCCCCCUCUCGAGACGAUACCCUUCUUACGGCCUCUGCAAGGGCCAUUGGAUUCAGAGAUUGAAGCAGCUGAAAGAAGCUGGAGUGAGUGGCUUGCUAUGGAAGACUGGAUGGUUGGACCCCGAGCGCCAGACGCCUUACAGGACUCAUCGUCCCAGUCUUCACAACCACAGAGCACGCGGGGAUGA
This is a messenger RNA of Aspergillus puulaauensis, 864 nucleotides long. RefSeq lists its product as uncharacterized. The transcript has 2 exons. The record is from RefSeq and is a predicted model, not a curated record. Lineage: Eukaryota; Fungi; Ascomycota; Eurotiomycetes; Eurotiales; Aspergillaceae. The coding region runs from base 1 to 864 and encodes 287 amino acids.